AUGGCAAAGUCAGUUAGGACUGCACAGGAAUGGAAAGAAAAGGGUAAUGAACAGUUUAACAAAGGCAAUUGGUCAGAAGCCUUGAUUCACUACACAAAUGCACUUAAACUAGUAAAAGACAACACUGAGAAAGGAAUAUACUACAAAAAUCGAGCUGCCGCAUAUUUAAAGUUGCACUAUUACGAGAAAGUGAUACAAGACUGCAACAGUGCGUUAAAGAUAUGUUGUAAUAAAGCAUUGUAUCGCAGAUGUCAAGCACUAGAAGCGCUAGACAGAUUCGAGGAGGCAUAUCGGGAUGCGGAAAUUGUUAUUUCAUCUGAUCCCAAUAACAAAGUUAUUCAGCUCGAAGCGACGCGCUUACUUGAACUUGUACAAGAACGUCGUAAGGAAAAUGCAAGUAUUAGUGUAUCACAAAUGAUGGAUUUAACAUUUAACAUGAGCGCAGAUAAAGAGAAACGUAAAACCGCUAUAAUUAAUCUGCUUGAGUUCGCACGUAACGAAGCUGAUGCCGAGGAGAUUUUCAAAAAAGAAGGUGUAUCCAAAAUUGCACAACUUGUGGUAGUUGAAAGAAACGAGGAAAUGAUCUGUAGCGCUAUUCGUAUUGUAGGCGAGUUAUGCCAAAACAAUAUUAGUCGAACUGAAUCCAUUGUGGAACAUGUCGGGUUGCUUUGGUGUUUGGAAAUGAUGAACAGCACAUCUACAGAGAGAGUCAACGCGUCUCAAUAUUGUUUACAGAAUAUAUUGAACAGUUAUAGCGGCAUGAGUAAAGAACCUGAUUCAAAACCCGACGAGGCGUUGUGCAAAACGUAUAAAAAAGAAAUUGACACGAUUCUGUCGUGUUUGCUGAAUAGUGUAACGAGUAGAACGAUAACGGGCCUGGCUAGAGACGCAAUAAUACAACUUAUUAUGCGUAACAUUCAUUGCGGAACUGCAUUAAAUUGGGCGAAACGAUUUUUCGAACUUUGCGGUUUGCAAAAAUUGAUGGAGGUAGCCGGUGAAAUGGAGGAAUACAAAUGUGAAUCUCCGAUGGACAUUACGUUUUCCACCCGAGCUAUAAUCAGUGUGUGUUUAGCAAAGAUAUAUGAAAACAUGUACUAUGAUACUAAAGAAAAAUUUAGCAACACUAUUAAUGAAUUUAUUAAAGAUAAAUUGCUGUCGCCUAAUACAGAAUCCAAGGUGCGUGCAGUAAUAGCGAUAACAACCUUAAUAUUCGGCCCGAUAGAAAUUGCAGAUGCAAUUAUCUUUAAAGAAGGGGUGGUUGAGAUGAUCCUCGCUAUGGCGGAAACGGAUGAUGUAUUAGAACAGAAAGUGGUUUGCGAAUGUAUCGUUGCGGCUGUGACCAAAUAUAAUGAGACCAACGUGUUUAUAUGUCGAGGUGUAAAAAUAUUGGAGAAACUGUAUCAAUCUAAGGAUGAUUCUGUUCGGGUUCGAGCGUUAGUUGGUUUGUGCAAAUUGAGCAGAUUCGAAGAUACACGCUGUUACGUGGCUAUCGAUCCGUUCGCAAAUAGAGCGACGAAGACGUUGGCCAAAGUUUGCAGACGAUUCCUGAUUAAUCCCAAGAAAGAAAAAGAUAUAAGAAAAUGGGCCAUUAAAGGCCUGUCGUAUCUCACUUGCGACGACAAAGUCAAAGAGGAGUUUAUCGAGGACCAAGAAGCGAUUCAGGCGAUGAUCGAGCUUACCAAGGCUGACGAUCAAUCAAUUCUUCACGACGUGCUUAUGACGUUGGUGAACUUGUGCAACGCUUAUGAAGUGCAAGAACUACCCGAGAUGAUAGAACUAAGAGAGUUUGCCGGUCAGCAUUUUCCUGAGAAAUACGUUCUCGCCUAUGACUACUGCGUGAAACGUAACUGCACGUUAGCGAAGGCCGGUGUGACCACCGCUCUGGUGAAUCUUACCAAAACGAACAGCCAGAACUGCAAGGAACUGAUAGCCCGUGUAUUCUUCGUGAUAUGCGAUGAACAGGAGUCAAAAGAAAUAGUUAUUCGACAAGGCGGCACGAAGGCAUUGUUGUCGUUAGCGCUAGAUGGCACAGACAGGGGAAAGAAUUAUGCUACGCUGGCUCUGGUCUAUCUGGGACGUACGAAACUUCUUGAGGUUGCAUUUCCCGGUCAGAUAAUGAUGGAGGUUGUUGGGCCGAUCAUAAAUCUCCUGAACCCAGAGUGCUCCGUUCUUGAGAAUCGCAUGAUUUUAGGAGUUUUGUGUGACCUUGCCAAAGUCAGUGACAACAUGCGAGAACAUAUAUUUAAGGAAGGGGUAUUUCAGAAGAUCGAGACCUUUGUGUAUGAGCAGGACUAUUUUUUUAAAUUUUUGUCCCUUUUACUUAUAAACAUUUUAGUAUCAAGCCAUGAAGUCGCUGUCCAGUAUUUCAGGCAGGACAAUUCUCGUGUGAAGUAUCUUAUGUUAUUGUGCAAGGACGAGAAUCAACAAUUUAGCUGGUUAGCAGCUUCAAUUCUAGUAAUGCUGACGGCGGCCAACAAAGAAGCUUGCAAGAAAGUUUUCGACUCGGAAUCUUGGCUGCAAUCUCUACGCUUUUUAGUCACUAAUCCAAACUGUGACAUACAAAAAAGUGGUAUUAUAAUUGUGCUAAAUAUGAUGAGAAGCACGAUAGGCGUUGCUACAAAACUCAUGGAAACAGACUUAAUUGAACUACUGAGGUCAUUGAGCAAGAAUGAUAACGUGGAAAACAAGAUCAAGGCUCUAGCAUUUUUCGCUUUAGGGAAUGUUGCGGAACGAUCUAGUCAAGAAGAAUUUCGAGAAGCAUUCAUCAACAUGAAUUAUUCCACCGUAGCAAAGUCAGUUAUGACUGCACAUGAAUGGAAAGAGAAGGGUAAUGAAGAGUUUAACAAAGCCAAUUGGUCAAAAGCCUUAAGUCACUAUACAAACGCACUGGAACUAAAAGAAGACAACGCUGAGAAAGGAUUGUACUACAAAAAUCGAGCUGCCACUUAUUUAAAGCUACGCGAUUACAAGAAAGUGGUUGAAGACUGCGACAAUGCAUUAAAGAUAUGUUGUAACAAAGCAUUGUAUCGCAGAUUUCAAGCAUUAAAAGCGCUAAACAGAUUCGAGGAGGCAUGCCGGGAUGCGGAAAUUAUUAUUUCAUCUGAUUCCAAUAAUAAAGUUAUUCAAUCCGUAGCCACGCGCUUACUUGAAAUUGUACAAGAACGUCGUAAGGAAAGUUCAUAUAUUAGUGACAAGGUAGCACAAAUGCUAAAUUCAGCAUUUAACGUGAGCGCGGAUAAGGAGAAACGUGAAACCGCUAUGCAUAAUUUGCUUGUGCUUGCACGUGAAAGAGCUGGUGCUGAGGAGAUUUUAAAAAAAGGAGCUGUAUUCAAAAUCGCACAACUUGUGGAAGUUGAAAAAAACGAGGAAGUGGUCUGUAGCGCUAUUCGUAUUGUAUCUGAGUUAUGCCAAAACAAUAUUAGUCGAACCGAGUCCGUUGUGAAAUAUGUCUGUUUACCUUGGUGUCUGGAAAUGAUGAACAGCACAUCUACAGAGAGAGUCAACGCGUCUCAAUAUUGUUUGCAGAAUAUAUUGAACGCUUACAGCGGCAUGAGUAAAGAACCCGAUUCAAAACCUGACAAGGCGUUGUGCGAAGCGCAUAAAAAAGAAAUUGACACGAUUCUGUCGUACUUAUUGAAUAAUGUAACGAGUAAAACGAUAACGGGUCUUACUAGAGACGCAAUAAUACAACUUAUUAUGCGUAACACUCAUUGCGUAACUGCAUUAAACUGGGCGGAACGAUUUGUCGAACUUCGCGGUUUGCAAAAAUUGAUGGAAGUAGCCAGUGAAAUAGAGGAGUAUAAAUAUGAAUCUUCGAUGGACAUCACGUUUUCCACUCGAGCUAUAAUCAGUGUGUGUUUAGCAAAAAUAUAUGAAAACGUGUACUACGAUGCUGCUAAGAAAAAAUUUAGCAGUACCAUUAAUGAAUUUAUUAAAGAUAAAUUGCUUUCGCCUAAUACAGAAUCCAAGGUGCGUGUAGUAGUUGCGAUAACAACCUUAAUAUUCGGCCCGUUAGAUGUUGUGGACGCAAUUAUCUGUAAAAAUGAAGUUGUUGAGAUGAUCCUUGCUAUGGCGGAAACGGGUGACUUAUUGCAACAGAAAGUGGUUUGCGAAUGUAUUGUUGCCGCUAUAACCAAAUAUAAUGAGGUCAACGUAUUCAUAUGGCGAAGCCGAAAUAUAUUGCUGUACCUGUAUAAUUCUAAGCAUGAUUCAAUUCGGAUUCGAGCAUUAGUGGGUUUGUGCAAGUUGAUCAGGUUUAAAGACCGAUUGUAUUCUGCGAUUAUCAGACUGCGACUAUCCCGGGAUAGAGCGACGAAUAAAUUGGCCAAGAUUUGCAGACGAUUUCUGAUCAAUCCCGAAAAAGAAGAAGAUAUGAGAAAAUGGGCUAUUAAAGGCUUGUCGUACCUCACUUACGACGAAAACAUUAAAGACGAGUUGAUCGAGGACCAACAAGCCAUUCAAGCGAUAAUCGGGUUUACCAAAACUGACGAUCAAUCAGUUCUCUAUGCCGUGCUUACGACGUUGGUGAACCUUUGCAACGCUUAUGUCGAGCAAGAACAUAUACCCGAGAUGAUAGAAUGGGAAACGUUUAUCGAACAUCAUUUCGAGGGAUACGAUUCGGUCGACGAAUACGCAGUGAAAAGAAGACUGAACGUGUUAGCGAACGCCGGUAUGAUCAGCGCUCUGAUGAGCCUCGCCAAUACGGAUAAUCAGAACUACAGGGAAUUGAUAUCACGCGUUUUCAACCCGAUGUGCGGUUAUAAGAAAGUGAGCGAAAUAGUUAUUCGACAAGGUUUCACAAAGGUAUUGUUGUCGUUAGCGUUGGAUGGCACAGACAAGGGAAAGAACCAAGCUUUGCAAGCUCUGGUUCGUUUGGGCCUUACAUCGACAAUACGUCCUAAGGUUGGGACGUAUGCAUUUCCUGGUCAGAUGAUCAUGGAGAUUGUUCGGCCAAUCAUGAAUUUUUUGAAGCCAGAGUGUUCCUUUUGGGAGAAUUAUGCAACUCUGUUAGUUUUGUGCGACCUUGCUACAGUCAACGACAACAUACGAGAACAUAUAUUUAAGGAGGGAGUAUUUCAGAAGAUCGAGGCCUUUUUGUAUGAGGAGGACCACCGUUUGAGAUGUGCGUCUACAACACUUAUAAACAUUUUAGUAUCAAGCCGUGAAAUCGCUGUUCAGUAUUUCAGGCAGGACAAUUCUCGAGUGAAAUAUCUUACGUUAUUGUGCAAGGACAAAAAUGAAAAUAUUAGCAGAUCAGCAGCUUCAGCUCUAGCGUCGCUGACGUCAUCCACCAAAGAGGCUUGCAAGAAAGUUUUCGACUCGGAUUUCUGGCUAGAAUCUCUACGUUUUUUACUCAUUAAUCCAAACUGUAACAUACAAGAAAGCGGUAUUGUAAUUGUGACAAAUAUGAUGGAAAGCACAAAAGACGUCGCUGCAAAACUCAUGGAAACAGACUUAAUGGAACUACUGAGGGCAUUGAGCAAAGAUGAUACUGUGCAAAACAAGAGGAUCAAGAGAUUGGCAUUCAUUGCUUUAGAGGAUGCUGCGGACGAUCUAAUCAAGAAGAACGUCGAGAAGCACUCCUCAAUAUGA
Messenger RNA from Temnothorax curvispinosus, 5592 nucleotides. RefSeq lists its product as uncharacterized. Lineage: Eukaryota; Metazoa; Arthropoda; Insecta; Hymenoptera; Formicidae. The record is from RefSeq and is a predicted model, not a curated record. Gene Ontology annotation, molecular function: Hsp90 protein binding.